Molecule: messenger RNA, 3300 nt
Organism: Trichoderma harzianum CBS 226.95
Lineage: Eukaryota; Fungi; Ascomycota; Sordariomycetes; Hypocreales; Hypocreaceae
Exons: 6
Coding region: 1-3300 (1099 amino acids)
Source: RefSeq, a predicted model, not a curated record
AUGCCAAUUACCACAAUCCUCCAGCAUCAGAGAGAUAGAGAGAAGCUAAACCAGCCCGACUUAGGCACUCCUGUGGUGGCGGAAGAAGAUCACAAUAUCAGAAAUAAGGAUACCAUCAAAGAGAGAAAGACAGCCGCAGUAGCUGAGCGAUGGGUUGCCCCCGAUUCGACUCGUCAAGCAAAAAAGCUCAAUAAUUCAAAGUCUAGCUGCCCAAAGGUCGCUACAUUGUCUACAAAGAAAGAUUCCUCUAAGAGUUGCAAGGUAAAACAGACAAACUCAAAUCGCCGCAUUACACGUGGAAAGACAACCGCUCAGCCACGAGCGACGCCCAUCGAUAGGCACAGUCCUAGAACGAUGGCUACUGUAAACUGCGAUCUUAGGCGGGCAUCUUGUGGAAUGCAACAAAACACACAGCCAUCUCGUAAAAGUAAUAAGCCUCGACAGAAUGCUCCCUCGGAGCACCACGGGGGCCCGCCGUCCCCCACCGACUCGGUGUACGAGGUUGCACGGCGUGCUGUCAACUUUCUCGAUAUUCACAAGACUCAGGAUACAGCACCUCAGGAUACGGCACCUCGGAAUACAGUACUUCAGUAUACAGCGCCUCAGAAUGCAGCGCCUCAGGAUACAACGCCUCGGGAUACAACGCCUCGGGAUAUAGCGCCUCGGGAUAUGGCGCCUAGUAUCAUCGAUGCUCAACAGGUGAUUCUUAAUAAUACUAUCGGGGAGACACCUCCUGCAAGCCAUAGCAGCGCACAAACAUCUCCUGUGAGCCACAAGCGUGAGAAGACGCCUCCCAUUCGUUGGAGCACCAUACAGACAUAUCCCAGUUGUCGAGAUGCUAUUGUGUUUAGUGAUAAGAAAAGGGAACGUGAGAUGAUCUCUAGACAGCAGCGCACGACCAUGCAACGACCACGCCCGAAACCCUCCAAUGGGCCACGUCCAAAGUCAAAGUCGGCGGCAGCUCGACGACGGGCGAUGCUCAAGCAUUCUGUGACAUAUACGCUGCCGGCUGCGAAUCCACAGACUCCUGCAGCCCCAGACCAACCAGCGGUUUACCAUCCAACAAUGACUUCAAAUCAAGCACAUCCUCCACCGACACCUGUACACUCAGUGAUGACUCUACGCCCGGGACCUGCUUCAUAUCCGCAAUUGAUGCCACGACCACCCACGGCAUCCCAGAGAAUGGCAAAUACACAGCCGCCAGCGAGAUGGCAGCCUAUAUACCCGAAAUCUACCCAUCCGGAAUCUAAAAAUCCGCAAUCUGGAAGCUUCCAUACUCACCAUCUUCCAUCGGCCUACUCAGAAUCCACGCACUCACAACCAUUGUCUGCCUCACAGACGGUUGGAGUGUCGCAAGAAAUGACGGCGUCAGAGCCAACAGUGACUUCACAGCAGGCGACUACAGUCGCGAAGGAGACAAAUAGAGAGCGUGCCCGCCGCCUCAGAAGAGAAGCACAACUCAGAAAAGAAGCUUCCCUUCUGUGCCGAGAUGGUCAUCCGUUGGAUGACCCUCUAGGAACCACUAUAGAAGGGUUUCGUCCGAGCGUGGGAAAUAGAGUGGUCGAACAUCUCAUAAAGCAUAACCCUGAGGCUGUUGCAGCUUCCAAGCUAUCCCAUACGAUUCCUAAAGAGACUGCUGUGCAUUAUAACAGUAUAUUAAGCUGGCAAGCUGAAAACGCACAAACCACUGGAGAUCCUUCGCCUCAUGGGCACCCAACGCAUUUCAACAAUGUGGAAUCAAGGGCCGCGUCUUCUGAUAGUGGACCAGCCUCUCGAGAAGCACAAACUCUGGCAGUUAUCGUUGUACCAAUUAGAAGCGCGCCAGUCUCUCAGCACAUUGUCAACACUGAAAUUCAUCCUCAUCAUAGCCAUUCGAAUACAUUGGUCCCACAACGUGGUAUUCAAUCACAUCCAUAUUCCAGAGUCCCAUCUGGGGAGUCGGAUAAUGCUCCGAAUGGAUAUGGUAAUUAUUCAUCAGCAUCAACACAGCAGAGCACGUAUGAACAGAGAGAGAGGACGGUAAUGGACAAUCGCGAUUGCGAUAUACAGGAGAUUUCUCGGCAGGAUUGGCAGGCAGCUAACAAAGACAGCCCAAGAUAUCGGGCUAAUCAAAGAGCCCAAUCUGUUGUGGCCUCGGCUCCGUAUGAAAGGACUAUGGCAUCUUCGGCCUCUGCUUCUUCAGUAAACUCACAAAGCAUCCCUGAGCCAUUUUUUGAGGAUAGUGAGGAUAUGCUAUGUUUUGGGGAGAGUGAGGAUAUGAUGUUACCACUGAGCCCCCAGAGCCCCAUCCGUCAAAACCCAGUGUCCAUUUCAGCUCAAGCUCAAGUUCAAACAGUCAGGAGGCCAUCUAACCAAGCCAGUCCCAUAUAUGGUGGCAUUCACAAACGGAAACCUAGUCGAGCCAGCCGAACUUCGCCGCCGCAAACUACGAUGUCUCGAAUUGCCAUAUCUCAGCUUGUGCAUUCUUCAGUUGAGGCAUCGAAAGCAUGUGUGCCUCAAACUGCAGUGCGUCGAAUCGCCAUAUCUCAGCUUGUGCUGCCUUCAACGGUACCUCGAAUCGCUAUAUCUCAACUUGUGCAUUCUUCACCGGUGCCUCGAAUCUCUAUAUCUCAGCUUGUGCAUUCUUCACCGGUGCCUCGAGUCGCUAUAUCUCAACUUGUACAUUCUUCACCGGUGCCUCGAAUCUCUAUAUCCCAACUUGUGCAUUCUUCAAAUGAGGUACCGAAAACAGUGGUACCUCAAAAUACAGUGCCUCAAGCCACGAUGCCUCGGACUUCACCUCGAACUCCUUUGCCAUCAGCCAGACCAGACAAGCAUCGGCGUGUUCGCCGUUCGCGUGGCGGAAUGUGGCUAUCUCAGGACGACUUGGACCGUUGGCAGGAGGAGAGAAAAGAUCCCUAUCGCCUCCCGUCAUUCAAACACUCAUUCAACGAUGUAGCUAUGACCGAUUGUCAAACCAGCCAUGAGAAACAGGCUUCCUCUGAACCGGCCGGAGGGGUGUUCAGUCUCGAUGCUUAUCGUAUAAAUCCUGUAGCUUCUUGCGCGCGCAAUUGGCUUUUGAAUGUUUAUACGAAAUUGAAGUAUAAAUCGCAUGGUUACCGCCCAGAAGCCUUUACAAUGUCCGCAAAAUCGAUCCUAGAAACAAUCGCAAUCGGUCCGGGCAAAAACUCCCAUGAAAAAGCGAUUCGGCCUAGGAAUCAAGCCCGAACCGAGAAAUCCGUCCAUGAUGUGCCUAGUUUGUUGAUCUACGGUUCACAUGGCCCGGCACUUUUAUGCGACCCAAUGGGGACCAUCCGCUAA